CAUAAAUGCUCUUGUUAAAAGAAAAUAGAAAAGCACACAACAUGAAACUGAAACCUUGGAAUGAUGUUGAGUUUGACCGCACAGUGGACCCCACUUUAGGGCGGUGUCUGGUUUAAUCCAAUGAAAAACUGUAUCGACAUAAACAUUCACUUCCAUUAAUAAAGUUCUUUCAUUUCACUUCCCACAUCACUCACUCAACUCAAAAUGCCAAAUCCAUUUCACUUACUUCUCCUUCUCUUCCUCCGUCUCUCCACCGCCGCCACAACAAACACAAUCGGCGUCAACUACGGCACCGUCGCCGACAACCUCCCACCGCCAUCCACAGUAGCCACCUUCCUCAAAUCCCAAACCACCAUCAACCACAUCAAACUCUACGACGCCAACCCAGACAUUCUCCGCGCCUUCGCCAACACCGGUAUUUCCGUCACUGUAACCGCCGCAAACGGCGACAUCCCUUCACUCUCUAAAUUACCCUCAGCCAAAUCAUGGAUAACCACCAACAUCCUCCCUUAUCACCCCAAAACCAUCUUCAACCGCAUCGCCGUCGGUAACGAAAUAAUCGCAACCUCCGAUAAAAACCUCAUCGCUCACCUUCUUCCCGCCAUGGAAGCACUUCAAAAAGCACUCACACUUUCAAAUCUCACUCACAUUCAAGUCUCAACUCCUCACUCUCUCGGAAUUUUAUCUUCCUCUGAACCACCCAGCGCCGGAGCAUUCCGUCGUGGAUACGACGUUACCAUCUUUGCUCCCAUUCUCGACUUCCACCGUAGAACAAAAUCACCAUUUAUGGUUAACCCAUACCCAUUUUUCGGUUUCGAUCCAACCCGACCCGAGACUUUAAACUACGCGCUAUUUAAACCAAACGGUGGCGUUUUUGAUAAAAUGACUGGGUUGAACUAUACGAACAUGUUUGAUGCUCAGAUGGAUGCGGUUUUUACGGCGAUGAAAAAAUUGGGAUAUGAUGACGUGGAAUUGGUUGUUGCGGAAACGGGUUGGCCUUCAGCGGGUGACCCGAAUCAACCGGGUGUGGGUAUUGAGAAUGCGGUAUCGUAUAAUGGAAAUCUUAUUAAACACGUUAAUUCGGGGAAAGGGACACCUUUGAUGCCUAAUAGGACAUUCGAGACUUAUAUUUUCUCAUUGUUUAAUGAGAAUCUUAAGCCUACCGUUUCGGAGCGUAAUUACGGGUUGUUUAAACCCAAUCUUGCCCCUGUUUAUGACGUUGGUGUUUUUACUCAACAGGCGAUGGGUCCCGCAUCUGGGCCCACGGCAAUGGUGCCAUUAGGGUCAAAGAAAUGGUGCGUGCCGAAGGCAAACGCUAGUGAAAAGGCGUUGCAGGCCAACAUUGACUACGUGUGCAGCCGAGGAAUAAACUGUGGGCCCAUAAAGGAUGGUGGGCCUUGCUUUAAGCCCAAUACAUUGAGGUCCCAUGCGGCCUACGCUAUGAACGCAUAUUAUCAGCAAUCUGGUCGCCAUGAUUUUGACUGUGAUUUUGGCCACACUGGAGUCAUCACUUUCACCAACCCUAGUUAUGAGAAGUGUACGUAUCCAUCUGCAGCUACAGGUUCAGGGCUAACAGUCAACAAGCCUGAUCCAGGUGGUUCUCAGAAAUCUGCCACUUCCAACCUUAGAUUAUGUGACUUCUUAUUUUAUCUUCAAAUUCUGAUUUGUCUCUUUUUUCUCUAAUUUAUUAUAGUGUAAUGCUUAUUUUUCUUUUUAAGAUUAUGGUUAACAUAUGCGAUUAGGAAGUAUAUGAUUUUUUUUUCCUCUCCGCAUAAAAUUUAACCUGGUUACUUGACAAAAUUGGAAGGAUUUGUAAACUAGUGCACAUAUUGUUAUAUCUGUGAUAUAUAACCGUGAAUGUAAUAAAUGAAGAUAAUUUUUUAAUUUAAUUUAAA
Molecule: messenger RNA, 1895 nt
Organism: Cicer arietinum (chickpea)
Lineage: Eukaryota; Viridiplantae; Streptophyta; Magnoliopsida; Fabales; Fabaceae
Product: glucan endo-1,3-beta-glucosidase
Biological process (GO): carbohydrate metabolic process
Molecular function (GO): hydrolase activity, hydrolyzing O-glycosyl compounds
Source: RefSeq, a predicted model, not a curated record